Jaculus jaculus (lesser Egyptian jerboa) is the source of this 7254-nucleotide messenger RNA. It is a transcript of the gene Fam186a, whose product is annotated as family with sequence similarity 186 member A. NCBI's taxonomy places the organism in Eukaryota, Metazoa, Chordata, Mammalia, Rodentia, Dipodidae. The transcript is spliced from 8 exons. The coding region runs from base 1 to 7254 and encodes 2417 amino acids. The record is from RefSeq and is a predicted model, not a curated record.
AUGUUUGUCAAAGUUACAAGUGAGACCAGCAGUGAGGCUGAAUCUGAACAUGAAAAUGAGCCUUUUGCCGUCAUUAGAAAAAAUUACAGCGAUGACAGUGUUGAACAAGAGAGCACUAAGAUUAAUAUCCCGUUGGAAGUACAAGCAGUCCUCAAUAAAAUUGAGCAAGCUCAGCUCCUUCGAGCCAGAGAGGACAUUCAAAUGCAGCUGAUUGACAUUCUGAACAACGUUCAUCGGAUAAUGAUGCGCUAUACUAUUGAUCUUAACUCACCAUCUGAAAUAAUAAGCCCCCUUACAAAAACUCAGAAAAAGCAGAGAACCUUACUUUUGGAGAAAAUAGCUAAUUAUUUUAAGAGUAUUGAUAUUAGAGAAAGGACUCUUAUGAACCUUCUGUCCUGGCUAGAAGAAUGGAAUUUCCUUUUGUCUGAGGUAGCUGCAAUUGAUGAACAAGAAUAUUACCACUGGGUAGCGCAGCUGGAGCUUUUCCCAAUAACACUGAAAGCCAUUGACAACAACGUCAACACCCUGCGUAAUAUCAGCAUAGCUUUCCUUGAAGAAAAUAAGAGACUCAAGAGAAAUUUACUGGUUAGAGGGACUCUAUGGAAGUCUUGGAAGGAAAGAAUUGUAAAGCGACCUGCAACAGCCCAGGCUUUAAAACCAGAACAGCUGAUUAGUGAUGAACUUGCAUUAAAUACUAAGGUUUCAGAAAUUCAAAAUAUGCUACAGGAACUCAUAGGCACAGCAAUGUUCAGCAAGCUGGAGAACAAUGCUAUUAAGUAUAUAUCCUCAACAGUAAAAAACCUAUCCAGAGCCUUGACUAUGGUGAGCCGUGAGUUAAAACUUACUAACCUCCAAGCUACCAAUAUAGAUCCAGAAGAAGUCGAAGUAGAUAAAGAGCUCCUAUUAAGGUUGAUACAAGAUCUCAGUGAAGACAACGAAAUGCUUCAGCAGAGACUUAGAGAUACUGAAGAAAAAUGUGACCAACUUAUUCGAUUCAAAUUUCUUUUAGUACACAAACUGUAUCCUCCACCGACUAUAUCUGCCCUUACAGCAUCACUUGGGGCUUCUUCACAGCCCCCCACAGACACAGCAGACAAUAUUGAGAGUAUUUUGAACAAAGAAUUUGAAAAUAUAGACGAGUCAGCAGAAGCAGGAAAGUGGGAUCCGUCUAUGACGCAGGCAGCGCAGCAGGAAGCAGCGGCGGAAGGACAGACAGCGAAGAAAGAGAAAAAAGCCAGCCACAAAAGAAAAGGCACAAAAAGUGCGCAAGCCCAAGAAGCCUCAGAUCAGGUCUUAGAGAUCAAGUCUAGUCAACCCUACGAGGAGGGGGAAAGGAAGAAAAAAGAAGAAAAACCCAUUUCAGACCUCAGACUACGGCCCUCCAUGGACAUGAAGGCAAAGUUGGACCAACACAAGAAGGGCAAGCAGGAAACCCCACUUGGAAAAAGCCCCGUUUUUUCUGCCCUUAAGUUGGACUCCGCCCCUAAGCCAGCAGACACAGACGUCAAAGGCGAAGUGGGUACCUUAACAGAGGCAGCAAAGUUGCUCAAAGGCUGGAUUGCUGCUGAGCCAGACAAAGCUGAAAUGAAACGCCAGAUCCUUCCAGGCCCUGCCCCAAGCACAAGAGAAAAGACCAGACAGAGAGCCCAGUCUUCUCUAGUCUAUAGCUCACAGCCAAUGAGCUCUAAACCAGCUUCAAUCUCAGAAAGCCAGGAUGUCCAAAGUGAACAAUUGAAACUUGAGUCGUUUCAAAAAGCCAUACUGGCUUUCAUACAAGAGAAAACAGAUAACCUAGGAAAGGCUUCUGAUAAAAGGAGUAUGCAGAAGGAGGAAGAAUUGUUAAAAGCAGGAGACACUGAAAAAAUAGAUGUGAUAAAGAUGAAGAUUAAUGAAUAUUUCAAAAAAGCGGCUGAUACUGUGACUUCAGUGUGGAAGUCGUACAAAGGUAAAGGAAAAAGACAAGGUCCAGAGAAACGUAGGAGACAAAAGGCACCCCCAUUUAUAACAGAGUCACAAUUAAGGGAGCUCUCAAUUGGUGCAGAGUCGGAAAUUAGCUCCCUUUUGUCAAGCGAGAGCACAGACCCAAUAAUUAAGUAUUUACUAGAAAUGAUUAUUGAGCUAGAAGGUGAAAAACAAGACCUCACGGAGGAGCAGGGGAAAAAGAGGCAGGAGGAACUUCCUCAAGAAGACGAAGAAAGGAUGAUUCCCAAAAGUCGUGUGCCAAAACAGAAAGAGCUAGGGCGUGAGCAGGUGAGAGAUGCGCUCGUGGAGGAGAAAAGGCCAUUGCACCUGAUGAAGCAGGAAAAGCAAGAGCCACAGAAGCCCCCGCCGAUGAAGCAGGAAAAGCAAGAGCCACAGAAGCCCCCACCGCAGCAGGAAGAGCAGGAAUGGAAGAAAUUCAGCAAACCCAUGGUUCACAAACAGGAGGAGCCAGAAGAGAAGCAAAGGAGGAGAAGAGAGGGCAAGAAGCAGGUGAAGCCCGAAGCGCACCAUCUGGAAGAGCUGAAACAAGCCCUGCAACAGACAAAAUUUCCCUUGGUGGUCUCCAGGCAGAAGGCAGAAGAGGCUAAGCAAAAGUCAAAGAAAGAGCUAGAAGAUGCCGAAAGGCAGAGCUGGAGCAAAACAAAGCUCCAGCGAAAGCCUGAAGAAGUAGGUGUCAUGUUCAGCCAAAGUGCAAUGACAUCAUCUCCCAAGUGGGAGAAAACAUUGAAAUAUGUACCGCAGAAAGGUCAAGAAAAAACUAUCCAAAAGAUUCCAAAGACAUUGGAGAGACUUCCCAAAGUAGCCAUUCCCUCAUCUAGGGACCUCCCAAUUCCUGCAAAGCCUCACACUCUUAUUCCUGAGCAGGCCCAGGGGCCAGAGGUCGCUUUAACACCUGAGAUAUCUCAGGCUAAGAGGGUAUCCCUCACUCCUGAGCAGGCCUCAGGGAUCACUCUCAUCUCUGAGCAGGCCCAGGUCCUGAGGAUGAUUCAAACUCUUCAGCAGACUCAAGCCUUGGGGAUCCCUUUCACCCCUGAGAAGGCCCAGGCGUCAGGGAUCACUUUCAUUCCUGAGAAGGCCCAGGCAUCCAGGAUCACUCUCAUUCCUGAGCAGGCCCAGGCCUUGGGGAUCACUCUCACUCCUCAGCAGGCCCAGCCCUUGGGGAUCACUCUCACUCCUCAGCAGGCCCAGCCCUUGGGGAUCACUCUCACUCCUCAGCAGGCCCAGGCAUCCAGGAUCACUCUCACUCCUCAGCAGGCCCAGGCAUCCGGGAUCACUCUCCCUCCUCAGCAGGCCCAGGCCUUGGGGAUCACUCUCCCUCCUCAGCAGGACCAGGCAUCUGGGAUCACUCUCACUCCUCAGCAGGCCCAGGCAUCUGGGAUCACACUCACUCCUCAGCAGGCCCGGGCCUUGGGGAUCACUCUCACUCCUGAGCAGGACCAGGCCUUGGGGAUCUCUCUCACUCCUGAGCAGGCCCAGGCCUUGGGGAUUACUCUCCCUCCUGAGCAGGCCCAGGCCUUGGGGAUCCCUCUCACUCCUGAGCAGGCCCAGGCCUUGGGGAUCACUCUCCCUCCUCAGCAGGCCCAGGCCUUGGGGAUCCCUCUCACUCCUGAGCAGGCCCAGGCCUUGGGGAUCCCUCUCACUCCUCAUCAGGCCCAGGCCUUGGGGAUCCUUCUCACUCCUGAGCAGGCCCAGGCCUUGGGGAUCCCUCUCACUCCUCAGCAGGCCCAGGCAUCUGGGAUCAUUCUCACUCCUGAGCAGGCCCAGGCCUUGGGGAUCACUCUCACUCCUGAGCAGGCCCGGGCCUUGGGGAUCACUCUCACUCCUCAGCAGGCCCAGGCUUUGGGGAUCACUCUCACUCCUCAGCAGGCCCAGGCUUUGGGGAUCACUCUCACUCCUGAGCAGGCCCGGGCCUUAGGGAUCACUCUCACUCCUCAGCAGGUCCAGGCUUUGGGGAUCACUCUCACUCCUCAGCAGGCCCAGGCUUUGGGGAUCACUCUCCCUCCUCAGCAGGCCCGGGCCUUGGGGAUCCCUCUCACUCCUGAGCAGGCCCAGGCCUUGGGGACCCCUCUCACUCCUCAGCAGGCCCAGGCCUUGGGGAUCCCUCUCACUCCUCAGCAGGCCCAGGCCUUGGGGAUCCCUCUCACACCUGAACAGGCCCAGGCCUUGGGGAUCCCUCUCACUCCUGAGCAGGCCCAGGCCUUGGGGAUCACUCUCCCUCCUCAGCAGGCCCAGGCCUUGGGGAUCCCUCUCACACCUGAACAGGCCCAGGACUUGGGCAUCCCUCUCACGCCUGAACAGGCCCAGGCCUUGGGGAUCAUUCUCACGCCUGAACAGGCCCAGGCCUUGGGGAUCACUCUUACUCCUCAGCAGGCCCAGGCUUUGGGGAUCACUCUCACUCCUGAGCAGGCCCGGGCCUUGGGGAUCACUCUCACUCCUCAGCAGGCCCAGGCUUUGGGGAUCACUCUCACUCCUCAGCAGGCCCAGGCUUUGGGGAUCACUCUCACUCCUGAGCAGGCCCGGGCCUUAGGGAUCACUCUCACUCCUCAGCAGGUCCAGGCUUUGGGGAUCACUCUCACUCCUCAGCAGGCCCAGGCCUUGGGGAUCACUCUCCCUCCUCAGCAGGCCCGGGCCUUGGGGAUCCCUCUCACUCCUGAGCAGGCCCAGGCCUUGGGGAUCCCUCUCACACCUGAACAGGCCCGGGCCUUGGGGAUCCCUCUCACACCUGAACAGGCCCAGGACUUGGGCAUCCCUCUCACGCCUGAACAGGCCCAGGCCUUGGGGAUCACUCUCACUCCUGAGCAGGCCCGGGCCUUGGGGAUCACUCUCACUCCUCAGCAGGCCCAGGCUUUGGGGAUCACUCUCACUCCUCAGCAGGCCCAGGCCUUGGGGAUCACUCUCACUCCUCAGCAGGCCCAGGCCUUGGGGAUCACUCUCCCUCCUCAGCAGGCCCAGGCCUUGGGGAUCACUCUCACUCCUGAGCAGGCCCGGGCCUUGGGGAUCACUCUCACUCCUGAACAGGCCCAGGCCUUGGGGAUCACUCUCACUCCUCAGCAGGCCCAGGCCUUGGGGAUCACUCUCACUCCUCAGCAGGCCCGGGCCUUGGGGAUCACUCUCCCUCCUCCGCAGGCCCAGGCCUUGGGGAUCACUCUCACUCCUGAGCAGGCCCAGGCCUUGGGGAUCACUCUCACUCCUGAGCAGGCCCAGGCCUUGGGGAUCACUCUCACACCUGAGCCGGCACUGACAUUAGGAGUCCCUCUUACUGAAGAACAGGCCUUGGCAUUGGGGUUUUCUCUCUCUCAAAAGAAGACUCAAGAGUUAUCAAAUAUUAUUACUCUUAAGCAGUUGCAAGCAUCAGGAAUCUUUCCCAUUCCUCAGCAAUCUCUGGCAUUGCACACUCCUCUCACCUUAGAGAAGCCUACAGUAGCUCCUUUCUCUCCCCGGCGCCUUCCAAAACCAAGGGUUUCUCUCCCCACUGAGCAAUCCAUUGCAUCUGUUUCUACUGAUCGGAGAUUCUCUACAUUGGGGGUCUCUACUACUCCUUUACACGUACCACAGCCUCUUAUCACCCAAGGCCCCUUUGCUCCACAGAUCCUUCCCACUUAUGAACAGACCCCCAUAGAUGAAGGUCAAGUCCCUCCUACCCAGUUCCUCGCAGCAGAGGUCGAACUUACCUUUGGGCAGCACCCAAUAUCUGGGGUUCCUUCCACUCUUGGGCUCCCCUUUAGCUCUAGGCAGCUCUUUCCAUCUAGAGACUCUCCUUGGCCAUUUCCAACAUCAGGGGCUCCUCUCUCCUCCAGAUUGCCCACUUCUGGACAGGUUCCCAGGCUCUUGGCUCCUCUUUCUGGAGAACAGCUCUUAGCUCCAGGGGACUCUUCAAUUCCCAGGGUACACCAGGAAUCUAGUCCCUUAGUCUUCUCUGAGCAACCCCAGACAUUUCAGCCACCUGCCGUAAAGUCUCUGCAGACAUCUUCUAGCUUUGAACUGCAUGAGGCACCACUGACUCUUCCUGGGCAAGUUUCCCCAUUACAAACCUCUCCCAUCCCAGAGACAUCAGCACGGACCCUCCCAACCCCAGGAAAGCCCUCUGCAGCCAGUCUGAAAAGAGGGGAAAUCAUUUUUUCACUGAAAUCUAAAUCAGCAUUCGUCCACCCAAGCACUCCAGAUUUCAAGGUAACAAAAGUCCCUUUUACUACUAAGAAGCUCCAAACAGCAGCAGCCUCUGGUACUUCAAAAGAAUCUCAGAUACUCCAAGAUACUUUUGCUAUGGAACAACUUGGAAUUUAUCUCACCAGGUAUAAAACGCCAGUGUCAAAGCCUCCAUACAUUGAUGAAAAAACCUUAAGAAAGCCUAUAACAUCACUGCCUCCCCUUAUUACUCCACUUUCCAAAACAUCACAAAUUCCACCUUCUGAGUGGGACCAGAGAUCUCGACUCCCCCCUAUAGACAAGUCCUGGGUACUAACUCCAGUUUCUGGUACCAGAAUGUCCAAGCUGGCAUUGCAUGUUAGCACUCCUCAAACCUUUGAAGAGAACAGAUAUUUUGUGGAUGUGGAGGCGCAGAGGAAGAAUCUAGUACUGUUAAACGAGGCCACAAAAACUUCUGGGCUCCCUUCACAGCAAUACACAACAGCCAGAGCCCUCAUCAUCAAGUUACUUCAUAUGGACACAGUUCGGCUGGGAUACAUGUUCCACAAAUACAUUGCCUAUAGGCUGAUCCAGAUUGCCAGAAACAACAUAAUAAGACGAUUAAAAGCCAUCCAAAAUACUGGGAAAGGUUAUGAAGCUCAGAACCUCUACAUCAUGCUAAACAGAAUUGAUAACUACCAGAAAAAGGUGAUGCAGGUCUGGACUGAGAAGCAGAAGAUUCUAGAGCAGAAACGAUAUCAGUGCAUUAAGAAAAUGAUACACUUAUUCAACCAGCUUCAAGAAGUGUAUAAGCUGAACCUUAGUCAACCUAUCCCCUUGAUCACUGACCAUAAACAGAUACCUGAGUUAACUAAAAUUGUUCAGCAGCCAUUUAUAGAUUUACUAGCUACUGAGGACAAAACAUUGGACUUACUAAAGACAUUAAGGUAUGUGGUAGAACAAAAAGAUCAGACUGAGGCCAUCUGGAAUGUUGACCUGUCCACUUCAAGCUACCCAAUAACAGAGAAGACGACGAUACAGUCACUCUGGUCCCAGCUGGGUGGAUACCCAGACAUUCCCAGGCUGCUCCAGCUAGAUAUUCAGUCUACCCUCAGAAAAUCUCUUGCAGUGAUUAAAUCACAGUAA